AGAUAAACUUGAUAAACAUGAUCAUAAUCCCCAUGUCGGAUUUGGCCAAUGGCGUGCUGUGACAUCAAAUAGCCACAUAACCCUGCACCAAUCUAAUCGCGUCCCUCUCACGAGCCACACCCACUGGUUCUCCGCCCAGCCAUCCCUCAUGCACUGUGCUGCCGCCGGAUGCAGUUGUCAUGGAGAUGGAAAAGGACCCAGCUUCCGCUCGUCGUGCUGUUGCCAUGGAAAUCCCCGUGGCAGCAGCAUCGCUCUCUGUAGCGCCAGGAGAUCCGGAGGAGCAGUGCGAGCCCGCCCUACCCUUUCAGCACGGUGGACAGCACCAUAGGACCAGACCGCCGUUUAACCACGGGAGAUUUUAUAUGCUGAUAGUUAUCGGAGAAAUCUCAACGGACCACCACCUUCAGUCUGCCAAAAAACACAUAAAACAGGGACUGCGGUCGUGGGACAUCGAUCUGACUCUGUGCGACCUGAACAGAGAGCUACAGCUCUUCGCAACGCGACACUCUGCCCAGUUCUCCUCAGAGGUCAAAGGACAGAGGACCCUGCAGUACAAGAGUGAUGUCCUUGAGACAGUUGUGUUGGUGAACCCGUCAGAGGAAACUACUGCUUCAGAGAUCUGCUCUCUGGUCACUGACUCUGCUGGACACAAGCUACUAGUCCUAAGUGGCCAGAGCUCUGAGCAGGGAGGUGACAUCACGCUGCAGGGUGGAGCCUUCACCUGGAGACACUUCUCUGACAUCAUCUCUGAUCCUGGAGUGACUGAGGUCCUGUCCAACUCAGCGUCGGACCAGCGGCCCAGGCUAACAGUAUCGUGCCUGGGAGACGGGGGCUGGAGCUCACUGGGCCACAGCCAGGAGCAGCAGCACCUCCAGAACCUUCUGGAAUACCGCCUAAACCCUGAGCCCACGCUUCCCAACAUGGAGGGAGUAGCGGAGUUCACAGAGUACGUCUCGGAGACGGUGGACGUCCCGUCGCCCUUUGACAACCUGGAACCGCCCACCUCGGGUGGUUUCCUGAAGCUAUCCAAGCCCUGCUGCUACAUCUUCCCCGGAGGGAGGGGUGACUCCGCCCUGUUUGCCGUGAACGGAUUCAACAUCCUGGUGGAUGGAGGGUCCGAACGCAGGUCCUGUUUCUGGAAGCUGGUCAGGCACUUGGACAGGAUAGACUCAGUCCUGCUGACCCACAUUGGGGCGGACAACCUCCCAGGCAUCAACGGGCUGCUCCAGAGGAAGAUCGCUGAGCAGGAGGAGGAGCAGUCCCAGGGAUCUGGCGGCUCCAACACAUACGGUGACUGGAUGAAGAACCUGAUCUCGCCCGAGCUCGGAGUGGUGUUCUUCAACGUCCCCGAGAAGCUACGAAUGCCUGAGUCCACGCUAAAGGUCAAACGGAGCAUCGAGGAGGCAUCCCUCACACUGCAGUAUCUCAACAAGCUUGGCAUCAAGUCAGAACCCCUUUACAGGGUUGUGAGCAACACCAUUGAGCCCAUCACGCUUUUCCACAAGCUGGGCGUUGGCAAGCUAGACAUGUACAUUCUGAACCCUGUGAAGGAAAGCAAGGAGAUGCAGUUCCUUAUGCAGAAGUGGGCUGGGAACAGUAAGGCCAAGACUGGGAUUGUGAUGUCAAAUGGCAAAGAAGGAGAAAUAUCAGUCCCUUACUUGACCUCAGUAACAGCUCUUAUCGUAUGGAUCCCACAUAGUCCAACAGAGAAGAUAGUCAGGGUGCUGUUCCCUGGAAAUGCACCACAGAACAAAAUUUUGGAGGGGCUUGAAAAGCUGAAGCACCUGGACUUCCUGCGCUACCCAGUGGCCACUCAGAAAGACAUAUCCUCUGGGGCCCCACCUCCAAUCAUAAAACAAACAAAGAUGAGAUCAAGAACAGAAAGCAAGGAGAGCCUGAAAUCUUCCACCAAAACACAGUUGGCCUCAAAAGCCAGCAAAAAGGAAGCUAAAGGGCAGGAAGAGGAGUCCAAGAAUGACUCGGCUAAAGAGAACAAAAUUGAAAAGAAAGAGGAGAAGAAGGAGAAGAAGGUGAAGAGUGAGAGCGCCAAAGCUACCAAAGCCACCAAACAACAACAAAACAGUGAGGCAGCACCCGAAGCAGCCAAACUGGAGAGAAAGAAGCUGUCCAAGGAGAAAACACUGAGGAAACACUCCAAGGAACGACCAUCUAAGAUGGAGGAGAAAAAGGACAAAGAGAAGAAAGAGAUUAGUAAAGUAAAGAAAGAAGACAACAAACGCGAAGUGAAGAAAGACGAUACUGCUAAAAAAGAACCAAAAGCAGUGAAGGAGGAGAAAAAGAAGGAUCUGAGUAAGCCAGAGCUGAGGAAGAUCACCAAACCAGAUCUGAAACCCUUUACCCCAGAAGUCAGGAAAACCCUCCAUAAGGCAAACAAGACACAGGCUAAACCCAAGACGGACAAGACUGACAAAAACAUAACAGCAAAACCGGUCAAAGAGAAAACAGCUGAGAAAAAGUCUGUCCCAAAGAAAGCCCCCCAAAAAUCUACUGCUGCUUUGGCAGACGGGUCUGUUGUAUCCUCUCCAGAAGACCUCACCAAGGACUUCGAAGCUUUAAAACGAGAUGAGUUCUCGAAGCUAGGGAGUGAACCCAUUCAGAAUGAUGUCAUGUCUGGAUGUCCAGCUUUCACAGACUCCAAACUCCCUGAUGUGGGAAUAACAACUAAAUCCCCAGCCAAUCUUGGAGAGAAGUUUGAGGAUGAGGGUGCCGAUAUGGAUGAUGUUGAUGAUGAUGAGGAGUACAACAAAGAGAGUGAUGUACUAAAGAAAGGUGCAGAUGUCGGGAAAUGGCAGGACAUUAAAAGAAAUGCUGGCAUGGAUAGGAAAUAUGAGGAGGAAAUGGAGCAAUACGACGAAUACUCUACUAAAGGAGACAUGAAUUCGAAGAAAAGUGUCAGCUCAGAAGAGGAGGGUGAUGUUAUCGAAAAAGCAGAUCUGGAGGGAACCGAGGAUUAUGAGGAUAAAUACAACACAGAAAAAGAUAAAAAAGAAUGGGACACCAAGUCAACCGACUUUAAAUCGUUUUCAACUGCAGUCGCCUCUGGACAAACCACUACCGCUGCCUCUGAGCAAGUGUCCUUCAUUCAAGAUGAGACUAUUCCCGCUUAUUCUGAAACGGAGCAGACCAUCUCCGAUGAGGAGAUCCAUGAAGAACCCGAGGACAGGAUCCCACACCUCCGCUAUGACGUUGCUUCCUGCGACAUCACCGUUCCCGACGUUCCAGGAUCCUUUGACUCUGUGUAUGGUGUUAGGGAGAUGAGAGCCUCGGCUACGUCUGACGCCUCAGACUUCAAAGCCAAAGGCUUUGUGGGAAGACAUGACCCAGUGUUGGCAGCCUAUCCAAGCAUCAUCACAGCUCCACUCGCCGAGGAAGAGCACAUCUCCUCAGCCACGUCCAUCACAGAGUACGACAAACUGUCCUCGUUCGCCACUUCAAUGGCGGAUGACCAGUCCAUCGCAUCGGUGACCGCCCCGCAGACAGAGACAGAGACAGGGAGGAGCUCUCUUCACCUGGACACGGUCAAUAGUAUCCCCUACCGCACCGAGGCCACCCACGGAAAGGACUACCUCCACUCGGCUGGAACCAUCUCUCCCACCUCCUCCCUGGAGGAGGACAAGAACUUCAGUUCUCCUCCUUCAAAGGAGUACCAGCCUUUUGUUACCGAGAUGGAGGCUGGGAGGAAGACCAAACCCGUCCAUGAGGAGUAUGACGAAGAGGAGGAUGAAGACGAGGACCAGACUCCCAACGUUGAUAUCCCCUUGGGGAAACUCCAAGAGGGCUACGAGCAGGCGACGGCAGCCAUGUUGUUCCAGGACAAGGAUAAAUCCCCCUCCACUGCCUUUGCGCCUCCUUCUCCUCCCUCUUUCUCCAGCGGGUUUAAGCCUAGUUCCAUGUUUGAAGGUGAAAAGAGAUGUCUUAGCCCAGACGACAGCACCGUGAAGCUGGCCUCACCCACCCAGUCGGUCCCCACCAGCAGUGGCUACUCCCCCACAGAGGAGAAGAAAAACAACAAAAUGGACAAAACUGAAGCUGAGCUCCAGUUAAUGGGUCUCUCUGGUGACAAGACCCCCUUUGAAGAAUCAGAUGAAGAGGACGAUGAUGACUAUUAUGAGAAAAGGGAUCUCAAACCCUGUGUUAAAGCUAAGUAUUUGGAACAGAAGGAGGGUAGGUUCUUGGACGAUGAAUCACCUCAAGAAGAGAAGCUGUCUGAGAGGGACAAAGGACUUGCAGAGGAUGACAUCAAGUCCAAGUAUCUGCAGAAUAAACCGGGGUCGACAGACGAGACACAGUUCUCUGGUUACAUGGAGCAAACAACCAAACCCCAGAUCAUGCACUCCGACGAGCAAGACGAGGUGGAGGAAGAUGAUGUUAUUCAACCAAGUGGAACAGGGUCUAGAGCUUUAUCAGUAGAGCAAAGUAAGUUGGACUCUGAAGAUGACAAAAAGGAUGCAGCAUUAUCCAGAAAAAAGGACUAUGUAACUUUGAAAGAGCCAGAGAAAAGUGUCCAGUUCAAUCUGUAUGAUUUCCCGGAGCGAGAGAGUAGAGAGAAACGCUCAGAAGAAGAAAUAAGACAGGACACCCCAUAUGUACACGGCAAGACUUUCUCUUACAGUGAUAUCUAUGACAACAAAACCAGUUAUCAGAAGGACCAGUCAGAAAAAAUGGGGAAGGACAGUAUGGAGAUGGACACACAGAAAAAGGACUCCCCUUUCCCCUCAGACAAGGAGGGGUUCACUAGCUCUCAUGGAAAAGAUGUAUCUUCCUCCUCCUCUUCCUCUUCCCCCUUUCCAUGGCUCCAUGGCUCUGAAUCCAUAGAGAAGAUAAGUGAGCCACGUGGAUACAGCAGAGAGAGCAGAUUCCCAUCCAUGGCCGAUAGACCAGAGGCUUCAACCACAUCCUUAUCAUCAGAGAGAGACUCCUUCCCUUAUAAAGUUCACAGUGAUUACACCUCUGUAACAGGUAGUGCUGCAGCCAAACCCUCUUCAAUGAGCUACCAUGACAAAGAAGUGGAACUGGAGAUAGACAUGAGGAAGCUAACAGCCAGGGAUGAGGAAGACUACGAUGAUUAUGAUGAUGAAGAUGAUGAAGAAGAGGAUGAGGACGAUGACGAGGAGGAUGCUAUUGACUCAGACAUGGAGAAAGGUGCCAAAGAGAAAUCGGAAAAGGAAGUCAAAAGUCCUUUCAUCGAUGGUGUGAGCUCAAAACAGCCCCAGUAUAUGGUUUCCAUGGUCGGCUACGGUUACAACAGCCAGACAAAGCCGACUUCACCAGACAGCAUGAGCACAGAAGAGCCAGAGUUUAUGGUUUCCAUGGCCGGCUAUGGUUACAACAGUCAGGCAAAACCGACUUCACCAGACUGUGUGAGCUCAAAAGAGACAGAUUUCACAGACUCCAAACUCCCUGAUGAGGGGAUAACAACUAAAUCCCCAGCCAAACUUGAAGAGACGUUUGAGGACGAGGUUGCCGACAUGGAUGAUGAUGAUGAUGAUGAUGAUGACGAUGAUGAGGAGUACAACAAAGAGCGGGACAUACUAAAGAAAGGUGCAGAUGGUUACAACAGCCAGGCAAAACCGAUUUCACCAGAUGGCAUGAGCUCGAAAGAGCCAGAGUUUAUGGUUUCCAUGGCGGGCUACGGUUACAACAACCAGGCAAAGCUGACUUCACCAGAUGGCAUGAGCUCAAAAGAGCCAGAGUUUAUGGUUUCCAUGGCGGGCUACGGUUACAACAACCAGGCAAAGCUGACUUCACCAGAUGGCAUGAGCUCAAAAGAGCCAGAGUUUAUGGUUUCCAUGGCGGGCUACGGUUACAACAGCCAGGCAAAGCCGACUACGCCACCUUCUUCCACCACCUGCAAAGGUGACAUGGGGGCCACAGCGUUCUCUGGGUACUCCUCUGGGUUUGAUUAUUCUUAUGGUGGGGAGAAAGACACAUUCCAGUCCAGCCAGAUGAAGGACAAAGAGGGAAAAGACGACUAUUUCCACAGCGAGAGAGCUGACGGUGGUAAGAAAACAGGAGACACAGUAGGAGUCUCAUCAGGCUUCCACUACACCACCACCUCUGCCACGGCAUACUCGUCCUCCUCUUCCUACAGCUACUCCUCCUCUACGUCCGGUCCGUCACUCUCCACCAGCCGGCAGUUUGGCGAGGAGCUGGAGACCCCAGCCAACGCCUCCGACCACAUCUUCAAACACGAUGCAGACAGUGCCGGCUUCGAGUACUCCUCCUUUAAAGAUGAACACGGCUCCUUUAAAGAUGAACACGCCUCCUUUAAAGAUGAACACGGCUCCUUUAAAGAUGAACACGCCUCCUUUAAAGAUGAACACGGCUCCUUUAAAGAUGAACACGCCUCCAUUAAAGAUGAACACGCCUCCAUUAAAGAUGAACACGGCUCCUUUAAAGAUGAACAUGCCUCCAUUAAAGACGAACACUCCUCCUUUAAAGAUGAACACGCCUCCAUUAAAGAUGAACACGCCUCCAUUAAAGAUGAACACUCCUCCUUUAAAGACGAACACUCCCUGGCCAUGGACUCCUCCCCCUUUUCCAGUUCCUGCAGGAUGGUUAAGAACGAGUAUUUGGAGGUUUCGGAGAAGCAGAUGACGACAGCCACCACCACCACAGAAUCCACCUCCAGUCUGGGCCGCUUCUCUCCUCACAGCCCCUUUGAGGAGAUCAAACCUUUCCACUCGCACUCCUCCGCUUCCUCCUCGGAAGACAAAAAGGAGCAUGUUGCUUCGAUGGAAGGAAGUGUUGUGAACAAAAGCCCCCAGUCGGACUGCUUCUAUAAACCGGAAUGGGCGGAUGAGUCCAAGCUGCAGGCUGCAGGGGGUUAUGGGCCUUUCUCCCAGUCGCCCAAGGAGAAGGAUGCGAUCGCCACGGGUUUGUUUGGUGUCACCUCGUCCCCACGGCCCGACUCAACAGGCAAGCAUUACUUUGAAAACUCUGACAGUAGUGAGGAAGAGGAUGAUGAGGAAGGUUACAUGCGUGAGAUGGACCUGUCCUUCUCCGAAAAACACGGCAGCAGCACCACCACCUCAGGUAAGAUAGAUGGCGCUGGUCUCCCUGAUGUGCUCACCUCAUACAUGCCCUCCUCUCUGCUGCCCACCAAGCCAGACACAGUCAAUGGUCCCAUGGAGGUCAGCAGCAUGAGCUCCCCCAUCAGUGCAGGGCCGGCAGCCAGCUGCGUGAGCCCAGGUCUGGGUACAGCUGAGGAGAAAAAGGUGAGGAGCUCCUAUGAGUGGAACAUGCAGAAGCCCCAGAUGGACAUGGUUCCUGGCGACUCCCCGCCUCAUUACCGCCACGAGGACGAGUUUGAGGAGGAAUGUGAAAUGGAACCAGAGUGCCCCGCCCGCCCGCUCUCCCUCUCCUCCACUGAUCACACCUUCAGCUCCCCCUUCUACACGGAGGCGUCGUGCCGAGGAGAAGCAGGAGGAAGAGAUGAUGAUGAUGACGACAGCGACCCGGACCUCCCUCCUGAAAUGGGCGCCACCUCCUACACGUCCUCCUCCAAAGCCUCCCCUGGCUACUCCUCCUCGGAGCACAGGCACCGCAAAGGAGACCUCUCGCCCUCCUUCAUCAAUCCCAGUAUGCAACAGCAGUCCAGCGAUGAGGAGGACGAGGAGCGGGGACGCAGGAGCGACCAAUCGCAGGAAGGGGAUGAACAUGACCUGUCAGUCAAGAAGAGAGCCAACAAACAGCCCCACCACCCCCACUUCCAGGGCGGCUCGGUCCCCCACGCUGGGACGGCUGGGCUGGGGUUAGCCAGAGAAGACACCCCCUCAACCUCCGUCAGCGAGUCUAUACCGUCGCAGUCAGAUUCAGACGUUCCCCCAGGGACAAAGGAGUGCCCCUCCAUCACGGGCAACAGCAACAUGGACUCGGACGAGGACACUGAGUACCUGCCUGUGGAUAAGUUCUCCACCAUGGGAGGGGGCCACCAUCACUCCUCUUCCUCCUCCUCCUCCAGGAUGAGCCCCCGUGACCCCCCUCCCGCCCCCCUCAUGGACCCCUUCCCCAACCCCCCUCACCCGGACGUCUGCAUGGUGGACCCCGACGCUCUGGCCAAUGACCAGAACCGGGCAACCUCAGAGUCUCCCCUCAAGAAGGACCCCAAGACGAAAGGCGUGCGGAAGACAGGGAAACCCAAGUCUGCAUCUCCGGCUCGCCGUAAGCGGUCCCCCAUGCCAGUGAAGCAGUUGCCGUCCCCUCGCAGCGCCUCGCUGAAGAAGAAGGAGACAGAGAAGAGCUUGAGGAUGUCCCAUCUGUCAGAUGGACAGGGUUCCAGAGACGAUGACCUCUCCAGGUCCAGCUACAACGCUGGCAGGGUGGCCAACGGCGUUAAGAGCACCUCAGGCUCUCAGAGGUCCAGUUCCGUGGUUCCCCAAGGCCCUCCUAUCUACGUAGACUUGGCCUACAUCCCCAACCACUGCAGUGCUAAGAACGUGGACCAGGAGUUCUUCAAACGCGUCCGCUCUGCAUACUACGUGGUGAGCGGGAACGAUAUGGGCAAUGACGAGCCCAGCCGAGUGGUCCUGGACGCUCUACUGGAGGGCAAGGCCCAGUGGGGAUCCAACCUACAGGUGACGUUGAUUCCCACCCAUGACACAGAUGUGACUCGGGAGUGGUACCAGCAGACCCAUGAACGGCAGCAGGAGCUAAACAUCAUGGUCCUGGCCUCCAGCAGCACCGUGGUCAUGCAGGAUGAGUCUUUCCCCGCCUGCAAGAUCGAAUUUUAAGCCCCAUCCCCCCUCUCUUCCCCUCUGUAAUGGGACAACACACCCCUGGUUCAGUCUGUCUGUUUAAAUAUUUUGGAUCUGCCUUUUCUAGGGAUUUAUUUCUUACUUAAAUCAUAACAGUACAUCUCAAAUUGCACCCUAUUUGUCUUAUAGCUAACAUAGAACUCUGGUCUAAAGUAGUGCACUGGACUGUAUGUGGAGUAGGGUGUCAUUUUAGACACAGCGAUAUUCAACAACCACACGUUUGAUUAUGGUUAUUGUCAUUGUUUGUAUUAUAAAGGUGCUCUUCAGACUAUAACGCUCCUCUACUAUAAUUCUAAGGUUUAUUAAAGGAAACAAGUACGGUUGUGCAUACGGUAGAAAUCCAGGCAAAAUGUCCAGGCAAUAAUUACAGUUUCCUUCAAGUUAAGACAGAUUUUCUUCUAAUAGGCAUAAUUCAAAGCACAAGUAUGCCCAAUUAUAAUGUUACAGAGUCAUCAACAACAACAACUUAUUCAACUUACAACUUAAUCAACAACAACUUCAUCUUUGUUUAAAGAAGUUAUAACACUAAAAAACAUUUUGUACUUUAGUGUUUAUAUGUUUUGUAGAACUGAAUACGCCAUGCUAAUGCCAACGGUACUUUUCUCAUCCACGUGCCACUCAUUGAACUUUGUGCCUAAUAUUGACACAUUGACAUAGAUGAUAUUCUAAGUAGAUUGUCUCUAAGAGUCUUUUAGAUGUCGAAUAAUUAUGUUUGUAGUAGAAUAGGGUGGAAAAAACAAAUCGAGUCAUACUCAAAGGUGUUGUGUGUGCCAUUCAGUUUUCAUGUUAUUUCUGCAAGGUGAAAUUCGCUUUUAAUGGAUUUCUCAAGCGCCAUAUUGCGUACAGUAAAUUGUAACUGUCAGUGUUGUCUGGUUGUAAAGUGUAGUCUUUUGAGAAUGUUCCCAGCCAGAACACAUCCAGAUCUGUCGAACAGGGCUGUUGUAUAUUGUACAAUAUACAACAUGCACAGUAGAUUACCCUUGCAUUUAUUUUCCAAGCUUGCAUCCACAAACAUAUCUUGGACCAGGCCAAUGUAUGCUAUUGUGUGGAAGGAAAGGAGAAUACUCACAUUGCAACAUUUUGAUGACUGUAUGUCAGGUUGCAAUGUUGCUACAUUCAAUGUACUACUUCCUCGUCAUAGCAUUUAUACGCAUGUAUAACAUACUGUAAGCAUUACACAUUGGCUUGGAAUAGUGUGGCUUAUGAAAUGACAAAUAUCUUAAGCAGCUUGUUUGUGUUCAUGAACUCAUUGAUAGAAAGGAGGCUGUCAGGUUAAAGAUGUUACACAACUUAAAGACAACAACCCUCCGCUAUUUUAUCUGCAGAGCUACAGACCGACAGUGUCUGGGAACUGGAGUAGGUCCACAAUUUGGGAAGGUAUCACAGAUCAUAUGAUUAUUCUCACAUUUAGUAUUGACCCUUUAAGAGACAUGGGUGUGAUUUGGAAUUUGUGUAAGGUGAAGAUAGUGUAGACUAGUGGUAUGUACUCCAGCUAUGACCAUCAAGGUAUUGUCCCAAAUGGCACCCUAUUCCCUAUGUAGUGCACUACUUUUGACCAGAGCCUUAUGGUAGUGCACUACAUAGGGAAUAUGGUGCCAUUUGGGGCAGUCAUACCUAACCUGGUUAUGACUACAGCAAUAGGACCAUGUGGUUGUGAGCUCAUGGCCCAUCGCCUGUACAGGGUAAUAGUUUGAUUGAGUGUCUGAAGACUUGUCUGUGAGGUGUUUGUGGCGUGCAUUAACGUUGAUGAACAUUGUGGGGCGGUUCCAUAGAUGACAGAGGUUUGACUGUCACCCACAUGUGCCUUUCUGUCCUGUCGCGUGUUCAAGGAAGACUCAGAUGCUUGCUUGAAAUGGCCCUUGUGGCAAAGCCAUAGAUAUUCAGUGUUCGGCAAACUCAGUUUCGGUCUCAGAAUUUGAACGGGCGCCAUGUUGGCACUGAAAGCUCCAAGACAAUUACAUUGUAGUUGGAAUGCAGAUUAGAAUGUUCUCAUCAUGGCAUGUUUGGUGCAGACAUGGAGGAUGGUUUGCCAUGGUAAAGUAGUGGCUAGGUGGGCAGGUCAGUGUUGUAGUAUGAUCACUAAACUAAAAGCAAAGGUCCAAAAAUAUGAUUUGCACAUCCUACUAAGCAAACUAACAUGGUACUUUUACCAGUGUUUAAAUCACAGGGUCUGAUAUUCUCUGUCGGCGAUAGUGAACAAGAAGCACAAAUUAUCAAACCACUUAACAAGAACCAACUGUGGUCAAACCCUUAUUCUAAGAACUUGUAGGCCCAGUCAUAUGAAAAUACUCUAAUUUGGGAUUUCUACCAAUUGUGUUUAUGUUCUUUAACACAAAAGCAGUCAUUUUUAAUCAGAAAAAGAGAGCUUUGCUGGAAAUGUUAACUCACAGACAGACGUGUUAUCUCCUAUUGAGUUGUAUUAUUUUCUUAAUCCUUAUGAUGCCCAUGGAAAGGGAAAGAGGUGUUUUGCUCUAAGGCUGUUUUAGAACCAUUAACUUUGGGAGCAGAGGCCAAAAGGUUUUUGCUCUACCACAAUCACCUUGACUCAAUGCCUUGGAAUGUUUUUUAAAAACAAAAUGUACAAUUUGCUUUUGAUUUUAUGUGAUCAUAGUCGGUGUGUCUAGAAUGUAAUUUUCAGUGUUAUUUAAGAUGGGUUUUCAUUUGUGUGCACAGUUUGUAAUUGUAUCCUUUAAUAUUACUGUAAGUUAGGACUAACUAAGUAGAUUGUUAGAAACUAACUGUUAGAAAACGAGACAAAAAUACAUGUUUUAAUUCCAUUUUAUUGCAUCAUGACAUUGAGUUUUUGAGCCUUACAAAGAACAAAUUAUAACACGCCUUGUUUGAGGGUCUAGACAAAUUGUACCAUUGCGCGAUCUUUGAGGCUAAUCAGAAUAUUCAGCCAUGUAUUCCAGUUUUUCUGAGACACAUAUGGCGCACACACGUAAAUAAUAUCAUAGAGACAAAGAAAAUAGAAUGAAUUGUCAAAUGCUUUCAGUAAACAUGUUUUGAAUCAGGCAAUGUCUUUUUCUUUUCGUUGCCGAAGCUCAUUGCACGAAUGUACCGGACCAUGCAGAUUAUCAGACAGAGCAGUUCUGAGAUAGCCUGGUUAACUGACAGAGAGCAGUUCUGAGAUAGCCUGGUUAAUUGACAGACAGAGAGCAGUUCUGAGAGAGCCUGGUUAAUUGACAGACAGAGAGCAGUUCUGAGAGAGCCUGGUUAAUUGACAGACAGAGAGCAGUUCUGAGAGAGCCUGGUUAAUUGACAGACAGAGAGCAGUUCUGAGAGAGCCUGGUUAAUUGACAGACAGAGAGCAGUUCUGAGAGAGCCUGGUUAAUUGACAGACAGAGAGCAGUUCUGAGAGAGCCUGGUUAAUUGACAGACAGAGAGCAGUUCUGAGAGAGCCUGGUUAAUUGACAGACAGAGAGCAGUUCUGAGAGAGCCUGGUUAAUUGACAGACAGAGAGCAGUUCUGAGAGAGCCUGGUUAAUUGACAGACAGAGAGCAGUUCUGAGAGAGCCUGGUUAAUUGACAGACAGAGAGCAGUUCUGAGAGAGCCUGGUUAAUUGACAGACAGAGAGCAGUUCUGAGAGAGCCUGGUUAAUUGACAGACAGAGAGCAGUUCUGAGAUAGCCUGGUUAAUUGACAGACAGAGAGCAGUUCUGAGAUAGCCUGGUUAAUUGACAGACAGAGAGCAGUUCUGAGAUAGCCUGGUUAAUUGACAGACAGAGAGCAGUUCUGAGAGAGUCUGGUUAAUUGACAGACAGAGAGCAGUUCUGCGAUAACAAUACUGAGAGCAGCGUUCAGUCUGGUUUAACCAGGCUAGUUCUGAGUGUUCCAGCUGAUCCGAAUGUGAAGAAGCAGAUUAACCUUUACGUUCUCUGUGGAGGACAUUGAUAUCUUGGUUGCCUUGGUGACAUACUAGUUAGUAGUUGUAUAUGUUUUCUGCUCCAUCAACUCAAAAGGGUUGUCAGUCAAAGUCAGACUGUCUCCUCUAUUGUGUGUGAAUACAGUGCAUAUCAAACUUAUUUUUAGGGUAGAAUGUCUGUUAUUUUAUUUCUUUACUCUUGUCUGAAGUCUGUCUAUUUCUAAUGGUUGCCCUGAGAAACGAGUGCAAUUAAUUAGUCAGCGAUUGAUUAAAGAAAAUUGGACAAGUUCUUCAUUUUCAGAGACUGAUUUUCAGAGACUGACCGUACAGGUAAUUGUCUUACUAACUGUUUUUCAAAGGCAUACUAACAUGCCUGCUAUAUUGUUUAGCUGAGAGUACAUUCUGUAUAGCAAAUAUUGGAUAAUUUUACAGUGCUUGCAAUUGGCUUUCACAUAGAGAAUGGGAUUCAGAACAACAGUAUCCCUUUAUAUCUCAGCAACUCUACCAGUUUUCCUGUGGUCUUUGACUUCAAGGUUGUCUUAACGAGACAUCAACUGUUAACUCAUGUCAGCGUCAUUCUGAAGACUAGAAUUAACAUUGUAUUCAUAGACAAACACAAACCACAUCACACAAAACUGACUGCCAGAUAGUGACUCGGAUCACUAUAUCAAUACAUUUUAUAUCUAGGGUAUUUAUAAUGGUUCACACAGUGAAUUUUUCAUAAUAAAAAAAACUAACAGAACAAAAACAGUAACAGUAUCAAUGUAUUGUGCAAAAAAUAAUAAUUCAGUUCAAUUCUCCAAAACUCCUCAGAAUCCUGAUGCAGAAAAUCCUCAUGAAGAUUGUCCAUCAUUCCAAUAAACUCUGCUCGUCUGUGCAUGCUACCUUAUUAGUUCUAAUCCUGUAGGUAAGUUUAAAAAUGAAUAAAAUAGAAACGCUAUUUUAAAAGAUGCAUAUUUAAAAAAGCUAACUGUGGAUGGUAUGGGGAAGGCUGGUGCAAGGUCGUCGUCUUGCCUCCACCGGCUGUGCUGUAAGGAAGGCGUUGUGAUCGCUUUCCUCUUUCUUUUUGCGAGCUUCAUGACUGUUCUUAAAUCUUUUGUUUUAAGUGCAAUAUACUUCUGUAUCUAUCUUUAACAUGUAAAGGAACAUAGAACUUCAGCAGAUUUAUUGUCAAAGGGAAAAGUGUGGUGAUCAUCAAUAAAACAUGUAUUAAAGAAUACAAAAAGCC
Salmo salar (Atlantic salmon) is the source of this 13869-nucleotide messenger RNA. RefSeq lists its product as uncharacterized. The record is from RefSeq and is a predicted model, not a curated record. Gene Ontology annotation, molecular function: microtubule binding; actin binding. NCBI's taxonomy places the organism in Eukaryota, Metazoa, Chordata, Actinopteri, Salmoniformes, Salmonidae. Gene Ontology annotation, cellular component: cytosol; synapse; neuronal cell body. Gene Ontology annotation, biological process: regulation of microtubule depolymerization; axonogenesis; dendrite development.